This is a messenger RNA of Paramisgurnus dabryanus, 1158 nucleotides long. RefSeq names its product odorant receptor 131-2-like. Gene Ontology annotation, biological process: G protein-coupled receptor signaling pathway; detection of chemical stimulus involved in sensory perception of smell. Lineage: Eukaryota; Metazoa; Chordata; Actinopteri; Cypriniformes; Cobitidae. Gene Ontology annotation, cellular component: membrane. The record is from RefSeq and is a predicted model, not a curated record. Gene Ontology annotation, molecular function: odorant binding; G protein-coupled receptor activity; olfactory receptor activity.
AUGCUGAACUUAACAGAAAGCAACAAUCUGAGCAACACUUCUUUGUUGUAUCAUUUAAAACCAUUAAAUGAAAAGCCGUUGCUGGUGCAGGUUCUGGUGGGAAUACUUCUCUAUGUAAAUGGACUAAUGAUCUUCACAUUCCUGAAGAAAGAGGUCUUCUUGGAAGAAACACGUUACAUCUUAUUUGCUCAGACACUUUUUGUUGACUCUACUAAUAUGCUCUUAACUUGUUUAACCUUGACCGGAAGUGUUAAUCAAUAUCCAGUUCACAUUAUUCCAUGUUGUAUCUUCUGUACAGUUAUGUCUGUGCUCACUGUUUGUACUCCUGUGACUCUUGUAGCGAUGUGUUUGGAGCGCUAUGUGGCUAUAUGUUUGCCUUUAAGACACUCCAGCAUUUCAACACCCAAAAACACUUUAAUUGUACUUAUUGUGAUAUGGGCUGUCAGUUUUGUUUUACCACUGUUUGUACUUAUAGUGUUUCUUGUCUAUGCUUCACCUGUUGUCCUGCAAUCAUAUGUUGUCUGUAGUGUGGAGGUCCUGUUACGAGUAAACUGGCUGGCAGACACGAGGGCUGCAAGUCUACAGAUAUUAUUUAUCAUAAUGUUUUGUACUGUCAUCUCCACCUACAUUAAAAUUAUGACUGCAGCCCGAUCAGCCACAUCUGAAAACAAAAAGUCAUCUAAGGGUCUCAGAACUGUAAUUCUCCAUGGUAUUCAGCUAUUUCUAUGUAUGCUGCAGUUUAUAAUGCCUUAUAUAGAAACGCCUUUAUGGAAAGUAGAUUUAGUGGUGUUUUUUAAUGUAAAAUACUCAAAUUACAUUCUGUUUAUUAUCUCACCUCGUUGUCUGAGUCCACUAAUUUAUGGAUUAAGAGACAAGAAGUUUUCUAAUGCUCUGAAACAUUACGCCUUUUGCGGCAUUGCCAUGGACUGUAAUCGGCAUAAAAAUAGCGUUUUUCUCAUGAGCUGUGAAUUGUCAGUUAAUAAACUCAAUAUUGAGGAGAAGACUCAGCUGGCACAGGUGGUGCAAAGCAGCUUGUAUCCUAUCAGUGACAGUGAAUAUCUGUGGAGAUGCUUGGCUUUUCAAAGAGCUCACGCUUUCAGGAACGACAGCACGACCCCCUCGAUUAAACAACAGGUUCAUUCUUUGCUCUGCUGCUGA